AUGUUCUCGACCGCGACGAGGAGACGGCAGGCAGCGGACGGCGGGGGUCAGCAGCUACUUACUAUCAAAAGAUGUAUCAGAAGAGAACCUUGUGAUACACCAGCACGAGCCACAGACGCGGCCGACUGGGAGAAUAGGAACCGCUGGGUGACUGGAGGAGUUGAUGCAGCAGCGAUACUUGAACUCUUACGUCACAACAGCAUCAGUCGUGAGUUCAUCGUGUCGUACCGAUAUCGUGUCGGGGGUCACUGCCCCCGGCCGGCCGCUCGCUCGAACUCGCUCCUCUCUCGAGGCACUCUCAGAACAAUAACACAACUGUUAUUGAGACAAUUGAUGCACUCGACACUCGCCACUCAACACUGUUUCCGGCUCGCAGCGGCACACGCGCGACUCGCUCGCUCGCGGACCAACACUGACGAUACACCACCGAGCGCGGAGCACGAGACGACGACUGAGGACGGAGGACGGAGGGGAGGGGCGGGGGUGAGGGGUGCGGGGUUACAGGCGGGGCGGGGGGUGGAGGGGGAGGUCUGCGCAGGACGCCGCCGGGUCCCGGAGAGAGUAGCGCGAGCUGAGGACUGA
Danaus chrysippus (African queen) is the source of this 582-nucleotide messenger RNA. The record is from the annotation of a GenBank genome assembly. Lineage: Eukaryota; Metazoa; Arthropoda; Insecta; Lepidoptera; Nymphalidae.